Molecule: messenger RNA, 1488 nt
Organism: Mya arenaria
Lineage: Eukaryota; Metazoa; Mollusca; Bivalvia; Myida; Myidae
Exons: 2
Coding region: 1-1488 (495 amino acids)
Source: RefSeq, a predicted model, not a curated record
AUGGAACUGUUCCAUCCCAUCAGUUUAAUUGCGUUGAGGUACAAACACCCCAUCUACACGUACACACAUCACAUCUACACGUACAUACACCACAUAUACACGUACAAACAUCAAAUCUACACGUACAAACACCCCAUCUACACGUACACACAUCACAUCUACACGAACAAACACCCCGUCUACACGUACAAACAUCACAUAUACACGUACAAACAUCACAUCUACACGUACACACAUCAUAUCUACACGUACAAACACCACAUCUACCCGUACAAACAUCACAUCUACACGUACACACAUCACAUCUACACGUACCAACACCCCAUCUACACGUACACACAUCACAUCUACACGUACAUACACCACAUCUACACGUACACACACCACAUCUACACAUACUUACACCACAUCUACACGUACAAACACCCCAUCUACACGUACACACAUCACAUCUACACGUACAAACACCCCAUCUACACGUACAAACAUCACAUAUACACGUACAAACAUCACAUCUACACGUACAAACAUCACAUAUACACGUACAAACAUCACAUCUACACGUACAAACAUCACAUAUACACGUACAAACACCCCAUCUACACGUACAAACCUCACAUCUACACGUACAAACACCCCAUCUACACGUACACACAUCACAUCUACACGUACAAACAUCACAUCUUCAUAUACAAACACCCCAUCUACACGUACAAACAUCACAUAUACACGUACAAACAUCACAUCUACACGUACAAACAUCACAUCUACACGUACAAACACCCCAUCUACACGUACACACAUCACAUCUACACGUACAUACACCCCGUCUACACGUACAAACAUCACAUUUACACGUACAAACAUCACAUCUACACGUACAAACACCCCAUCUACACGUACAUACACCACAUCUACACGUACAAACACCCCAUCUACACGUACAAACAUCACAUCUACACGUACAAACAUCACAUCUACACGUACAAACAUCACAUCUACACGUACAAACACCACAUCUACACGUACAAACAUCACAUCUACACGUACAAACAUCACAUCUACACGUACAUACACCACAUCUACACGUACAAACAUCACAUAUACACGUACAAACAUCACAUCUACACGUACAAACAUCACAUCUACACGUACAAACACCCCAUCUACACGUACACACAUCACAUAUACACGUACAUACACCCCGUCUACACGUACAAACAUCACAUUUACACGUACAAACAUCACAUCUACACGUACAAACACCCCAUCUACACGUACAUACACCACAUCUACACGUACAAACACCACAUCUACACGUACAAACAUCACAUCUACACGUACAAACAUCACAUCUACACGUACAGACAUCACUUCUAUACGUACAAACAUCACAUCUACACGUACAAACAUCACAUCUACACGUACAAACACCACAAAGAGACCAAACACGUAUCAAAAUAUCUUCACCGAGAAAUGAUUGAAUGA